AUGGCUCUCAACCAACGGCAAGUCGAGGUCCUCACCAAGAGAGAGGACUUUGGUGUAGUCAGUCGCUUGUCUGGAGAGUCAAAGGCAUCUUUGUCAUCUCAAUACAGAUGGGAGAACAUCGUCAUGCCAGCUCCAGUGGCGUUGAAUGCCCUUGGUGCUUGUGCUGUCGCCACCGGCUCUCAGACGGCCAAAGCCACCUUUAUACCCCCAAGAGAAGGGUUCAAGUACCUGAGUGACUUUGCCGGAUUCAGGCUCCAGGCGAAUCUCUCGAAGUGUGUCGAUCUGGGUCGAUUCACCUUCAUGGAGACAGACAAGCAGAUGGGCAAGAUCAACAUGCUUUCUGAGGCAGUCUAUGGAAAGUUUGAGAAUAUCCUUGAAGCACUUUCCGACCCAGAAGCUCCCGGACACCUCCUUAUACGGGAGAUGGAAGCUUGGAAUUAUGCAUCUCGGGACUGUUUGGAUUCGUCCAAGGAGAUGGAUGGCAAGUUUAAAGAGUGGAUUAACCAUGCCUCUGAGCUCCAUCAGGCUUGUGUUACAGCAGAACCAACUUCAGAAGACCAACAAGUCUUGAAGGACAUUGAGUCAGCUGUUGCUGGGGCAUCGAUUGACUACCAACAGAAUAUUUCUACCAAUCAAUUGGAGAAGUCCUUGGAAGCAUCAACCGAGGCAUUCAAAAGAGCUUCUGAUGGAUUACCCAAAGACUGGGACAUCGUUGGUCGGCAGAUUGUCGAAAAGCUGGUAGACAGCUUGACCGCCGCUCUGAACCAAUCCAUGCCGGUCCCUAGUACAAGUAAGCCCAAGGAUGCAAAUGAUCCUGCUUACAGCCAGGUCGUUCGGGAUCUGAUCUACUGGGAACUGCUCAGCACUGUUUUUCUUGGCACCACUGAUGGCAUUGCUUGGGACAAAGCUGGCCAGGCCACAGCCUUCGCAGCGAAGAUGCUUGCGCAUUCGCAGAAGUCUUUCGGCUCUCUGGCCUCAAGUUCGGAACCUAGCCAACGGUACAAGUCCGCACUGGAUUCGGCUUGCAAGAUUGCAAACGGGAUUGCGGCCGAAUUAGAGCAAGCUGGCAAGUCUCCUGGAUACACUGCACCGAACAAAGACUCCGAUAUGGUCAAAUCAUGGCAGAGGGAUUUCCUGAGUAACUACGCGACGGUGAUUACCAUGAACGCGACCGCCAAGUCUUUCUCGGGAUCAUUUGCGAAUGGGAGCACCGCGCCCAGUCAACUCAACAACACUGAUACGGAAAUAGCACAAGUUCAAGCUCAGACCGCCCCAGCUCAGGCAGUCCUCGAAUCAGCCAAGACAAGGCUACAUACAGCGUCUGAAGCACUGGCUGCCACACGAGAGACCUAUCAAAACUCCACUUCAAUUCUUGUUGAGCAGCAAGAAAGAUUGAACCAGGCCAACUCCAAACUGGAACGUCUCAAGAACUCUAGCCUGGAAAUGAACGCGAUCAAGGGCAUCUUGGUCCAGGCGAUCGCCACGAUGUUGGAGAUCAAGACCGAGGUUGUGAACCUCGUGCGAUUCUUCAGCGCCAUCUCGGUAGCCGUUAAAUUUGUCACAGAGAAAUAUGUCAACCCAUAUGUUGAUGCCAUCAAGGCCGGCAGCGACGGAGACAAGGUUGGGCCAUAUUCCAUGCUGGACUUUAAGCGAAGCUGCAUCCUCAAUAGCACUACCAUCAUCAGAUCCUACUUCUCAGCCUUUGCCGAUUACGCUUCAAUGUGGGCCCGGAUGUCGCAAAUGAGUAUCUUCCCUAUGCUGCGUAUGGUGGAUGAACUUUCAUCUUUCGCUGGCAUGGGGAUGGACUCGAGGAUGGUCAACAGGAAAGCAGGCGAGACACAGGAAUUUUCCAGGAGGGCACUUGAUGAGAACUCGAGGAAAGCGAAAGAUGGACAAUCGAAGACCAUAAGGAACAUGGAUACCAGGGUGUCUGAGACCAACGAGAAGAAGCAGACCUUGGGUUCUGUCCCCUCUACGAUAUCCGCGGCCAUUUCUUCUGGGGUUGAGAACUCCAAGAGAGCUGCUGAGCAGGGUCUACGAACCGAAGCAGACCAGAGCCUUUUGGCAAAGUCCCUUACCAGAGGAAACUAA
Molecule: messenger RNA, 2091 nt
Organism: Fusarium tjaetaba
Lineage: Eukaryota; Fungi; Ascomycota; Sordariomycetes; Hypocreales; Nectriaceae
Exons: 9
Coding region: 1-2091 (696 amino acids)
Source: RefSeq, a predicted model, not a curated record